Messenger RNA from Mesorhabditis belari, 1113 nucleotides. The record is from the annotation of a GenBank genome assembly. NCBI's taxonomy places the organism in Eukaryota, Metazoa, Nematoda, Chromadorea, Rhabditida, Rhabditidae.
AUGAUAAAGCCUAUUCAAAAGCUUAAAUUGCGGAAGGACAUCGUGCCGAUCGAGGGCGCCAAUGUGAAUCGUUUCACCCAUUCUCUCUAUUGGAUGGCGUAUCGGCACUCGUCGAUCGGUUUUCGCCAUUUCAUGAUGCUCAUUUUGAUGACAGCGUUGACAAUCGGCGGUGGAUAUGUGUUUUUGCUGAUUGAGCGACCGGCAGAGUUAGAGCUACAAAACAAGUACAUGGACCAGUUGCAAGCCGAGAUAAAAGCUCAAAGUCAACAAAUCGUCGAGGAUUUCAAGAAAAAUCAGCAACCACUAAACAAGGAGAUUUUGAAGGAAAAAUUGAGGGUUGUUUACAAAAAGUUGCUGAGUGCUGAAAGGAGAUAUGAGAAAUCGGCUUAUUUUAAGAAUGAGACGCCGAACAAUAUGGCGUGGAAAGACUACGCGGCGUCGGUUUUCUUCUGCACAAACGCGUUUAUGACGGUUGAUUACGGUACCGUACCAGCGAUCUCCGACCUCGGCCGAGCUCUCACGAUCAUUUUCUCGAUUGUCGGCAUUCCAUUGGCCAUUGUUGUGACUCGUGACUUGGGACAAGCGGUUCUUUAUCAAAUUACAAAACUCUACUCGCAUUGCAAGUCGUGUAGAAACAAGAAAAAUGGCAAUCUAGAGGACACGGUCGCUCUCAGCCCGAUCGUCGCUAUUGUUUUAUUGUUCGCUUCUUGGUUCCUUUGUGCCUGGUUCACGUAUUGGUAUGAUGGUCUAUUCGGCGAUAACUCGAUCACAUACUGGGGAUCGAUCUAUCUCUCGUACUUGACGGUGACAACAAUUGGAAUGGGAGAUCUCUUGCCGACAUAUACUGCGCGUGAUCCCGUCUGGAAAUUCUUCCACUUCUUCGUCGGGAUGCCAUUCAGAAUUGUUAACCGAUGCACUUAUGUGGGCAUUGAAAAGAGUGUCUUCGGAGUGUUCAAACGAUUUGAGAAAACCACCGAUUCUCUCUUCCACAAGCGUUUGGCCAGUGUCACGCCGAGCCCACCUUCAUCAGAAGAUGGCGAUCGCGCCUCACCCACAAUGGACGUUUUUGGUGGCGACUUUGGCCGUGUUAAAAUCCCUAUCACCCAAUUGGAA